GAUCAGCUACAAGACCGCCUAUAGGAGAGGUGUAAGGACCAUGUACAGGCGACGCUCUCAGUGUUGCCCAGGCUUCUAUGAAAGUGGAGAACUGUGUGUUCCACUGUGCACAGAAGAGUGUGCCCAUGGACGAUGUGUCUCUCCUGAUACUUGCCAAUGUGAGCCAGGAUGGGGAGGACUGGACUGCUCCAGUGGCUGCGAGAGUGACUUUUGGGGUCCACACUGCAGUAACCGCUGUCAGUGCCGCAACGGUGCCAAAUGUAACCCAAUAACAGGAGCGUGUGUCUGCACUGACGGCUACCAGGGCUGGCGCUGUGAGGAGCCCUGUGACCCCAACUUCUAUGGCAAAGACUGCCUGCUGGAGUGCCAGUGCCUUAAUGGCGCUACCUGCCAUCACCAGACUGGCGAGUGCCUCUGUGCACCUGGAUACACUGGGGCCUUCUGUGAGGAACCUUGUCCUCCAGGUAAACAUGGCCCCCUGUGUGAGCAUCACUGUCCCUGUCAGAAUGGUGGAACAUGUCACCAUGUCACUGGGGAGUGUUCCUGUCCAGCUGGCUGGAUGGGUCCAGUGUGUGCCCAGCCAUGUCCAUUUGGAUCUUUUGGCAUUAAUUGCUCCCAGGAUUGCACGUGUCGUAACGGAGGGCUAUGUGACCAUAUCAGCGGUCAGUGCCAGUGCACAGCUGGCUACAUUGGAGAAAG
Oreochromis niloticus (Nile tilapia) is the source of this 699-nucleotide messenger RNA. RefSeq names its product multiple epidermal growth factor-like domains protein 11. Gene Ontology annotation, cellular component: membrane. The record is from RefSeq and is a predicted model, not a curated record. Gene Ontology annotation, molecular function: protein binding. NCBI's taxonomy places the organism in Eukaryota, Metazoa, Chordata, Actinopteri, Cichliformes, Cichlidae.